This is a messenger RNA of Spinacia oleracea (spinach), 3294 nucleotides long. RefSeq names its product E3 ubiquitin-protein ligase BRE1-like 2. The transcript has 20 exons. The record is from RefSeq and is a predicted model, not a curated record. Lineage: Eukaryota; Viridiplantae; Streptophyta; Magnoliopsida; Caryophyllales; Amaranthaceae. Gene Ontology annotation, molecular function: ubiquitin protein ligase activity; metal ion binding. The coding region runs from base 353 to 2983 and encodes 876 amino acids. Gene Ontology annotation, cellular component: HULC complex; nucleus.
AUACUUCAGAGUUCAGAGCCAUAUAUAAGAGUGGAAAUAAACUCCUCUCAGGUCCCACCUCAAAUUCCGCAACCUUGGUUUAGCAGACAACAUCAGCAAUUCUCGUCCUCUCUCAAUCUGUCAACCUUCUUCAUUCAACCCUCUUUCUCCCCUAAAUUAAAAUUAGGUUGUUCAUCCUCACUGAAACAUUCCGUCCUUUUUGUGUUGGAUAGAAUCAUUAGCUCUCAAUUAAUCAGGGUAAUCGGUGAAAAAUCAAAAUUAAGUCGUUAAAGUUUUUUUCGGGGGUUUAGGGUUAGGGUUUUAGAAUAGGGUAAAUGGUGGCGGUGGUGGUGGUGGCGGAGGAGGAGAGGUGAUGGAUCACGCGGAGUCGGAAGAACCAGAGAAGAAAAGACCUCAUUUGAGCAGUGAUUCUUCCCUAAUGGCUCGUAAUUCUAAUGUCUCUCCUGAUAACAAAUCGGUUGAUGCAGCUGUCCUCCAAUACCAGAAUCAAAAACUUGUGCAGCAGCUUGAUGCACAGAAACAUGAACUGCAUGAGCUCGAAGUCAAAAUCCAAGAACUAAAAGAGAGGCAAACCUCUUGUGAUGAUAUGCUGACAACUAUCAAGCAACUAUGGAACCAGUUGAUUGAUGAUGUAGUUUUUCUCGGGGUUAGAGCUGGUGGAGGCCUAAAUUUCUUGCAAACUUUAGACUAUCCUCAAGGUUCAAUCGCUUCAUGUCCUGCGGAGCAUAUAUUCCUCUGUAGGCUUCUAAAUGUUGAGUCGGUUGAGGGUAAUGGAGGAGAUGAUAUUGUCAAAUUUGUUGAAGAAAUUCUUGCACAACGUCACUCUUCUACUUGGGAGUUACUGAGAUUUCUUGAAGACUUUGUUGAGGAUCAGAAAAAGAAGACCUUCAGCAUCGCUCAGGAAUUGCAUGAAAACCUUUCUACAGAAGAUGCUAUCAUUAAAUUGAAGAAAAUCGAAGAUUUGAUGACAGAGGAGGCUAAUAGUCUUCAUGUGGUCAUUGAUGGUCUCCGUCAAAAGCACUCAGAGUAUGCUGAUAGAAUCCAGACUUAUAUACAGAACCAGUCAGUGGAUGAAACUGAGAUUAAACAUAUUGCAGGUGAGCUGGAAGAAAGCAUGGCUCAGCUUGAAGAAAGCAGAAGAAAGCUUGUAAAUCUGAGAAUGCAGAAAAAUUUAGCAUCUGGAACUUACAGCCCUGUCACUGGGGCUUCAAAUGGCACUUUGUCUCCAUUAGAGUUACCAGAUAAGUCAAUGGGUCUGCGGGAGUUGAAAGACUCAAUUGAGGAAGCUGAGAUAUUGGCAGCUGAUCGGCUUGCUGAGCUUGAGGAUGCACGUGAAGAUAAUUCGAUCCUGUCAAAACAAUUAGAAGAAAUUGAGAAUGAAAUGAAGGAUGAUAAAUAUGUGUGCACUUCUCGAUUGUACACUUUGGUUAAUGAUCAGCUCCACCAUUGGAAAGCUGAAGUCUCGCGAUAUAAAGCAUUGACUGAAUCUCUACAGUCCAAUAGGUCAUAUCUUAUUAGAAGAGAAAAGGAACUAGAGUUAAAAACAGAAUCAGCAGACAGUGCAAAAGAUGCUAUUGAUAAGGCUAAGACAAGAGUUGAGGAGUUAGAGCUGAAGUUCCAGAAUUCUGUUAUCCGGAAGAAUGAACUUGAGGCUAAAAUGGAAGAAGUUGUUCAAGAUUCAGGAAGGACAGACAUUAAAUCUGAGUUCAAUGUGAUGACCUCAUCUCUGGCUAAAGAAAUGGAAAUGGUGGAGGCUCAACUAAAUCGAUGGAAAGAUAUUUCCCAGGAAGCCUUGUCCUUGCGAGGAGAAGCAGAAACACAGAAGGCAUUGUUAAGCAGAAAGGCUAGUGAAGUGAAGGUCUUGGGAGAUAAAUGUGCUCAACAGAUGGUGGAAAUCAAAUCCCUUAAGGAGUUGAUUGAGAAGCUGCAAAAAGAAAAGUCGGAACUGCAAAUCUUUGUAGAUAUGCUUGGCCAGGGAAUUUAUGACAACAGAGAUCUGAUGGAAAUCCAAGAAUCUGAACGAAGAGCUUGUGCACAAGCUGAUGUGUUGAAACACGCUCUUGAUGAGCAUAAUCUAGAGCUAAGGAUAAAAGCCGCUAAUGAAGCUGAGGCGGCUUGCCAGCGGCGUCUCUCGGUUGCUGAGGCUGAAAUAGCUGAUUUAAGAGCCAAAUUGGAUACUACUGAAAGGGAUGUCUGUGAACUGACGGAAGCAAUUAAAAUAAAGGAUGCAGAGGCAGAAGCUUAUAUUUGUGAAAUUGAGACGAUUGGUCAAGCAUAUGAAGAUAUGCAGACGCAAAAUCAACAUCUCUUGCAGCAGAUGACUGAGAGGGAUGAUUACAAUAUCAAGCUGGUGUCUGAAAGUGUGAAGACAAAGCAGGCUGUGAGCACACUUCUCUCAGAGAAGCAAGCCCUGACUAAGCAAUUUCAACUAGUUAACGCAUCGCUGGUAUCUCUCAGGGCAAGAGUUUCAAGUAGUGAAGAGCGGAUGAAAGCUAUAAUGACAGAGGCCUUUAAACAUUGCCAAGAAGACAGGCACCUCAUGGUUAGCAUAGAGAGAACGAAAUGGGAGUUAUCAGAUGCCGAGAAGGAGUUGAAGUGGGUUAAAUCUGCUAUUGCUUCGUCUGAGAAGGAAUACGAGCAGGUUCAACGGAAGACUGCUGAAAGUCAAAAGGGGUUGAACAGUGAAAGGCAUGACAGAAAGAAACUUGAGGACGAGCUUAGAGAAUGGAAGGAUAAAGUUGAUGAGAUGAGAGCUGAAACAGGGGAGGCUGCAAUCCAGAGACUUCAAGAGGAAAUAAAAGAUUGCAAGUCUAUUCUCAAAUGCAGUGUUUGCUUUGACCGCCCAAAAGAGGUUGUAAUUGUGAAGUGCUACCAUCUUUUCUGCAAUCAGUGUAUACAAAGAAAUUUGGAAAUUCGCCACAGGAAGUGCCCUGGCUGUGGUACCGCGUUUGGGCAAAAUGAUGUUCGGUUUGUAAAGAUAUGAAAAGAAAAAGAAAAAACCUGUUCAAAUUUAUUUAGGGGUUUCAAAAAUAACCUAAUGUUUUGUAUGAUAGUAAGAUAAAAUGCACCACACCAUUGUAAUUGGCUGCAUAAGUGGUUAUCCCUUUUGCCCCCUUGUAAAUAGGCAAAUAGCAAUAGCAAUUAGCGUAGCAAACUCCCUUUUGAAAUUUCAGCAGCGAGGCUCAUCACUCUCGCUUACCAUAGUUGACUUCAGACUAAUGUCUAAUUUUAUGUGAAUUUUCUGGUUAGGUUUUUCCCAUCACAGUUAAUAAGACCAGCAAUUUUCUUGAUUCC